AUGACAGUGGCAAGUUCAUAUCGUUUCGAUCCACCUCCACCACGCCCGAGGAAGAAGCGGACAGUGGUUCGUCGUGACCGUGAAGGUGGAGCCGAGCGCCUCCAUCGCGAUUAUUUUUCUGUCGAGCCUGUUUAUGGGCCACAAAUCUUUCGCCGUCGAUUUCGCAUGAGCCGGGAGUUGUUUCUACGCAUUGUCAAUGCGCUAGAAGUCGAUCCUUACUUCCAACAACGUCCGGAUGCUAUUGGCCGCUUAAGCUUCUCCCCGAUCCAGAAGUGCACUGCCGCUGUUCGACAAUUGGCAUACGGAACUGCUGCUGAUUGUUGUGACGAAUAUCUCCGUAUAGGAGAGACGACGGCGUUGGAAUGCUUGAAGAAAUUCUGCAAGGCCGUCGUUCGUAUCUUUGGCGGCACGUAUUUGAGGUGGCCAACAACUGCCGAUGUGCAACGCAUCAUUGCAAUGCACGAAGCCCGCCAUGGGUUCCCGGGAAUGUUGGGGAGCCUAGACUGCAUGCAUUGGGGAUGGAAGAAUUGCCCCGUGGCUUGGCACAGCGCCUACACUCGAGGGGAUCAAGUCGCUGGGUCCAACAACAACAUCAACGUGCUCCACCAGUCCACGCUAUUCAACGAUGUUUUAGCGGGGCAUGAAGCGGCUGUGCACUUCCUCGCCAACAAUUCUCACCACACUCAAGGAUACUACUUAACAGACGGCAUCUAUCCGGACUGGCCGGUGUUCGUGAAGAGCUUCCAGUUUUCGAACGAUGAGAAGAAGCAGAGGUUCAAGGUGAUGCAAGAAGCUGCAAGGAAGGAUGUGGAACGAGCUUUCGGUGUUCUUCAGGCUCGGUGGGGUGGAAAUGCAAGUAAUUUUGACGGUGACGACGGCGAGGGACCAAGUUCUACUCCUCAAACACAAUUCAAUUCCGGAGCACCACCGGAGUUCGCCGCCUAUUUGGCACGGAAUGCAAGCUUGAAGGAUGCACGAUUGCAUGCUCGCCUCCGCGAUGAUUUGGUUGAGCAUAUAUGUGCACGCUUUGGUCCGGUUGACCCGUAG
Molecule: messenger RNA, 1047 nt
Organism: Salvia miltiorrhiza (redroot sage)
Lineage: Eukaryota; Viridiplantae; Streptophyta; Magnoliopsida; Lamiales; Lamiaceae
Exons: 3
Coding region: 1-1047 (348 amino acids)
Source: RefSeq, a predicted model, not a curated record